CUGCCUGGAACGCCAAUAAAAACGACAACAAACAAGAUUGUGGAGAGAGAGAGAGGACGAUGUCCGAUUUGA
Messenger RNA from Caenorhabditis elegans, 72 nucleotides. RefSeq names its product Truncated env protein (gene C34D10.5). The transcript has a single exon. NCBI's taxonomy places the organism in Eukaryota, Metazoa, Nematoda, Chromadorea, Rhabditida, Rhabditidae. The record is from RefSeq and is marked reviewed.